Messenger RNA from Peromyscus californicus insignis, 1916 nucleotides. It is a transcript of the gene Dpys, whose product is annotated as dihydropyrimidinase. Lineage: Eukaryota; Metazoa; Chordata; Mammalia; Rodentia; Cricetidae. The record is from RefSeq and is a predicted model, not a curated record. The transcript is spliced from 10 exons. Gene Ontology annotation, molecular function: dihydropyrimidinase activity. Gene Ontology annotation, biological process: pyrimidine nucleobase catabolic process. Bases 1 to 1572 code for a protein of 523 amino acids. Gene Ontology annotation, cellular component: cytosol; cytoplasm.
AUGGCACCGCAGGGAAGACUUCUCAUCCGCGGGGGUCGCGUGGUCAAUGAUGACUUCUCACAGGUGGCCGACGUGCUCGUGGAGGACGGCGUGGUCCGGGCGCUGGGGCAGGACCUGCUGCCUCUCGGGGAAGCAACCCCGGGACUGCGCAUCUUGGACGCAGCGGGCAAGCUGGUCCUACCCGGAGGCAUCGACACACACACGCACAUGCAGUUCCCGUUCAUGGGCUCUCAGUCAGUAGACGACUUCUACCAGGGCACCAAGGCCGCUUUGGCUGGAGGUACCACCAUGAUCAUCGACUUCGCCAUUCCUCAGAAGGGCAGCUCCCUCGUCGAGGCCUUUGAGACCUGGCGCAGCUGGGCGGACCCCAAAGUCUGCUGUGACUACAGCCUGCAUGUGGCGGUGACGUGGUGGAGUGACAAGGUGAAAGAAGAAAUGAAAACCCUUGCCCAAGACAAAGGAGUUAACUCUUUCAAGAUGUUCAUGGCCUACAAGGGUGUGUACAUGGUGCAAGAUGAGCAGAUGUAUGCAGCCUUCUCCCAGUGCAAGGAGAUCGGAGCAAUAGCUCAGGUGCAUGCCGAAAACGGAGACUUGAUUGCAGAGGGGGCAAAGAAGAUGCUGGCGUUGGGGAUAACAGGCCCCGAGGGGCACGAGCUGUGCCGUCCCGAAGCAGUGGAGGCGGAGGCCACGUUGAGGGCCAUCACCAUAGCGAGCGCUGUGAACUGUCCUCUCUACGUCGUGCACGUGAUGAGCAAGUCCGCAGCAAAGGUGGUAGCCGAUGCAAAGAGAGAAGGAAAGGUGGUCUAUGGAGAACCCAUUGCGGCAGGUCUUGGUACCGAUGGCACACACUAUUGGAGCAAAGAAUGGCGCCAUGCAGCCCACCAUGUCAUGGGACCUCCGCUGAGACCUGAUCCUUCAACACCUGGCUUUCUCAUGAAUCUGUUGGCUAAUGGCGAUCUGAGCACCACAGGGAGUGAUAACUGUACCUUCAACACAUGCCAGAAAGCUCUUGGGAAAGACGACUUCACUAAGAUUCCCAAUGGGGUGAACGGUGUUGAGGACCGGAUGUCGGUGAUAUGGGAGAAGGGCGUGCACAGUGGUAAAAUGGAUGAAAACAGAUUUGUGGCAGUUACCAGCACAAAUGCAGCCAAAAUCUUUAAUCUUUAUCCAAAAAAAGGAAGGAUAGCUGUCGGCUCAGAUGCUGACAUUGUGAUCUGGGACCCAGAAGCCACAAGGAGAAUCUCUGCCAAAACUCACCAUCAGGCCGUUAACUUCAACAUCUUCGAGGGCAUGGUUUGCCACGGGGUGCCCCUGGUGACUAUUUCACGAGGCAGAGUGGUGUAUGAAGCAGGUGUUUUCAAUGUCGCAGCGGGAGAUGGGAAGUAUAUUCCACGCAAACCAUUUGCUGAAUCCGUCUACAAGAGAAUCAAGCAGCGAGACCAGACCUGCACACCUACGCCAGUACAGCGUGCACCCUACAAAGGAGAAGUCUUCACUCUGAAAUCCAGAGAGAUGGAAGAGGAUGACAGAGCUGGGACCAGGAUGCACUCUUCAUCCGGGUACUGUGGUUAAGCAAGCGCACAGUAAAAGCCCAGCAAAGGCUCUGAGGGCCCCUCCCUGCCAUGCUGUCAGCCCCUGGAGAAGAGCCUGUUAUUUCAACUCCCCAAGAUCUUUUAGGAAAAAUCAUUGCUCUGGGCCUCUUUGAUUUUUCUCUCAGAAGCAAUAGCUGUCUGCCUCACAGUGCCUUUGUUGCUGCAGAAGAUUGAAGACAUAAAUGAAUGUUAUUGGGAUGGGAAGUCUGCAUGAAGAUUCAUUGAUGAGUCUUUUCAAAUGUCGUCUUUUCUUACGCUAGAUUUCUUUCUUUGGGUUUUUAAAGAUAACUUUCUUGUGUAAAGUUUUUGUUGUUGUUUUGUUUU